Molecule: messenger RNA, 500 nt
Organism: Coregonus clupeaformis (lake whitefish)
Lineage: Eukaryota; Metazoa; Chordata; Actinopteri; Salmoniformes; Salmonidae
Product: metastasis-associated protein MTA2-like
Exons: 4
Molecular function (GO): protein heterodimerization activity
Source: RefSeq, a predicted model, not a curated record
CGGAAGGCUGGCUUUCCGGAAAAUGUCAGCGGCAGCCGAGUGAGGUUCCUGUGCACGGUUUAGAGCGAUAACCUAGCAAAUUCAUACUAUCCAGUUGCACCAGUAGAGCUGCGGGUGUACCGGGACGCUGCCGUGAGCAUGGCGGACAGGGAGGAGAGGCCCUUCGCUGAAGUCCCCAGAGAGUCUGUCAAACUCAUGGCCGAGAGUGCAGAAGUGGAACUCAGCGACGAUGUGGCUGCUUUGCUGGUUGAAGAUGUCUGCUACCGGCUUAGGGAAGCCACACAGUCACAGGCGGUAGGGCUGCCGUUCCCCACCAAUGGGAGGUCGUUCACAUCGGGCAUGAGGACCACCUCCCAGUCGGUGAUCAAGCGUCAGAAAGUGAACCAGGAGAUGCACCCAACCCUGUGGUGUUUGUGGUCGAAAGACACCAGGGCUCUGAGGAAACACCUGACCCAGUCUGAGAUGCUGCGUGCAGCCAGAAAACCUCACCUCCCUGUCAG